AUGGGAAAGAACACAUUAAAAGAAAUUUGGAAUUCACUAUUAAAAACUUUUGAGCGAAAAGAGGUCGCCAGUCAAUUGUAUUUGAGAAGGCGAUUAUUGAAGAUGAAAUAUAGUGGUAAAAUAAAUUUAGAAAGACAUUUUGUGAAGUUGAAGUUUGAUAAGAUAAUAUAACAACUCAGAUCUGCAGGAGCUAAACUAGAGAACGAAGGUAUUGUUUGUCAUCUACUACUUAUUAUGCCUGAAACGUACAACAAUGUAGUUACAGCGUUAAAAACUCUUUCACCAGAGACUCUUACAAUUAAAUUUGUAAAGGGUCGUUUAUUAGAUGAAGAAGUAAAGAAAAGUAAUAGUAUUACAAAUGAAGAGUGUUUAUCUGAUAGUGUAGCGUUUAAUGCAGAGAAUACUGGCAAAUUUCAUUUUAAAUGUUAUAGUUGUAAUCAAGUUGGACAUAAAUCAGCUGAAUGUAAGCUUUAAAGGAAAAAGUUUUAUAAAGGAAAGAACAGAUCCAAAGAGUUGUAUAAACAAAAACCGAUAGCUAACAAUAUUUCGGAGAAUGAUGACGGAAUUGUGUGUUUCCCAGUAACCACAUUACUAACGUAACAAAAUGAAAAAUUAAACCAAAUAACAUGGUAUGUUGAUUCAGGCAGUUCCAAUCAUUUAGUAAACAGCGAGAGAUAUUUUUUAUCUGUGAAAGUACUAGAAAAUCCAAUGAUCAUAGGUGUCACUAAAAAUGGAUAAAUCAAUAAAUGCAUACAAUCAAGUAGAAAGUUAGACUAUUUUAUGUAAAUUUAAAAAAGUAUAUUAUGUUCCACAUUUAAGAUAUAAUUUGUUGUCUGUUGAUAAGUUGAAGAACUUGGUUUUAAAAUUUUUUUUUGAAAAAGGACAAGCAAGUGUGUUCAAUUCAAAUUGAAAUGUAAUAACAUUAUCUAAAAGAACCCAAACACUAUACAAAUUAAUUUUUAUUCUAAACAGAGAUAAUAGCAUUAAUUUCAACAGCUGUGUCGUGUCAAGGCAAAUAUUGAUGGAAUAUUAUGCCAUAAAUGAAUGGGACAUCCAAAUAGAGAUUACUUUAACAAAUUGAAGAAUAUUUCUUUUGGAGUUCAAUUCAAUACAAAGGAACUGCCUACAAUUUUUGAAGUUUGUAUAGAGAGCAAACAGACUAAACAGCCCUUCAUUCUAAGAAAAAAUAGAACAGCGUCCACUUGAACUGAUACACAGUGAUAUAUGUGUAACAAUCAAUAUGAAAUACAUUCUAAAAUUUAUUGAUGAUUAAUAAAAUUUAUUUGCUUUAGAAUAAAAGUGAAGUACUUUACUUUAAGAAAUAUGAAGCAGUUGUAAGUGUACAUUUUAGACAAAGAAUUCAAUCAAUUCUAAUGACCUACAUUAAGAAUAAUAACAUAUGUCCACGUCAAGGUUUUGUUGAUGCUGAUUUUGCCAACGAAAUUGAUGACCGAAAAUCUACUUCUGGAUAUCUUUAUCAAGUUUUUGGUUCCACAGUCAGUUGA
Messenger RNA from Cinara cedri, 1505 nucleotides. The record is from the annotation of a GenBank genome assembly. Lineage: Eukaryota; Metazoa; Arthropoda; Insecta; Hemiptera; Aphididae.